Messenger RNA from Eurytemora carolleeae, 1643 nucleotides. RefSeq lists its product as uncharacterized. NCBI's taxonomy places the organism in Eukaryota, Metazoa, Arthropoda, Copepoda, Calanoida, Temoridae. The transcript has 10 exons. The record is from RefSeq and is a predicted model, not a curated record. Bases 62 to 1624 code for a protein of 520 amino acids.
AGGUUUAACUCCCAUUUUCAGUUCAUCAUCAUUCUCUGAUACCAGAUAUGAACUUGAGAAGAUGAGUAUUGAUUGGGAUUGGUUUGGAACCUGGUGGGAUUUAUCUUAUCUCUACUCAGCAUACCUUUUAUUUAUCACAGGGUUGUGUUGGCUGGUUCUAUUAGACCGGAGCAGGAUCUCAGGAUAUAUUUAUCAUGGAGCAGAACCUGCUAAUCAAUCUAAUCAAGUAGAUCAUGUAGAUCAGGACGUGAAUGAGAAUAAAGGUUCGGAUGAAGAGUUUGAAGUUUUCAUUAUUAUCAUUUUAUCUCUUCUUGGUCUUCUUUCUCAUCUUCUCAUCUCAAGGAUACUCAAUGGUAACUCUACCUCUACCCGGCUCAAGAAUAUCCAUGGAUACGUUACAGAUAUAUCCAGGGUGUGUGAGAUGGAUGGACAUUUAGUUUUCUGUCACGCAUCUCAGAGAUCUCGUCCAUCAUCCCUUCUCUUCAUUCUCCUCUUCAUUUAUCAGAUUGAAAGAAUAGUUAUAGUUCUUAGCCUGGCUGGAAUGGUUUUCGCAAAAUCAACAGGUUCUCAUUCUACAUCCUGUCUAGAUCUUCUUUCCAGGACGGUUUGCUUAUCCCUAGUGGUUCUCCAGGUUCUCUGUUCUAUUACCGGAGCAUUUUGGUUCUUCUGGCAGAGAAAUCUUCAGUUUAAUAGAUUAAUGACAAGAUACUCCUCCUAUCUAGGCCAGGUUGAUGUAGCUAGGGGAAGAUCUAUUCCAACUCCUCCGAACCAUAAACGGGUUCAUCCACUCCUGCCUCCGAAGAAUCCCUACGCGGCAUCCAGAGAUAACGCGCUCCUCUUCGAUCUUCUGGCGACAUUACACGGUCCUGGCUCAGGUCUUCGAGUCCUAUCCGUUCUUGAGCCGGAUAUAUCGGAGAGCUGGGAGGUUACUGGGCUUACGCUAGAGUUUGAAAGAGGUUCACUUAUAGUAUUUUGGAAGGAUCCAGUUGUACUAGGAUACAUGCCACCAGCAAGCUUGUGUAUGAGCUACGGGGUGGAGUUGGAUAUUCCAGGAAUAAGCACUUACACGGCAGUUCUAACCCAGGAGGAGAUCAUCUAUAUGAAACAGACCUGGAGUAGAGAAAACCCGGAGAAACUCCAUCUAAACAGUCCACAGGAUUUGGUUUAUCAUCAUGAGUUUAGUGAGCAAACCCUCGAAAUCCUGGUUGGAUUCAAUGCCAGAGUUCGGGUGUGGACAGUAGUUCAUGGACAACUUAUCUCAGCUUCAACAUCAACCGUGACAAAUCUUCUCAUGGCUAAACCUGAACCAGAGGAUACAACUCAACCACAACCAGUCCCGGAUACCCUGAAUCUAGGAGCUGAGAUUGAUGAAUCCAAUGAAGAACCCAAGGAGAGAGGUCUUGAUGGAUCUAGCCCUGGAUCUCUGGGACAAGAUCAGGUUCGGGUUGAAACGGUUACGACUAGGAUAUAUUCUAAGAAAAGUUCUUCUGAAUCUAAUCUACUGGUGGAGAGGGGGCAAGGACGGUUUAACCGGAAAUCUGGGACCAGGCAGAGUAUGCCACAGGGACAUACUAACUACGGAUUACUGGUUUCAGACGAAGAUGAAUCAAAUCUAGAAAUUUGAAUAAAAAUUUACAAAUUCA